This is a messenger RNA of Funneliformis geosporum, 388 nucleotides long. The record is from the annotation of a GenBank genome assembly. Lineage: Eukaryota; Fungi; Glomeromycota; Glomeromycetes; Glomerales; Glomeraceae.
AUGAUAUUUCACAGACCUCAUUCAAGAAAGAAAAGAACUUGUGAAGAAAGUAAAACCAAGUUAGAGAAAGAUAACUAUCAUCUUCGAAAUGUAUUACAAACAGAUGUAGAAAAUAAUUGUCUAAAUGAGAAACGGUUUAAUCAACUGGAGCGUGAAUAUAGCCAGUAUGAGCAAGAAAUCCAAGAUCUCAAUAAAGACAUAAAACGUCUUGAGAAUGCUUUAGAAGAAGAGAUAGCUGAGCUAAAAUUCGAAAUCCUCAGUCUAAAAAAUCAGCUAUAUCAAGCUAAGAAGGAUGUAUUAUACUUGCAAAAUCAAGGUGUAAAUUCAGCAGAUAAUGCAGGCGGUCCACCAACUGGAAGAGAAGUAGUAAUAGGAUAUUUAAGAGGAU